UAAAUCAUGGUUUACCGUUGCCUCACCAUUUUCAAAUUCCAGUUUACAAACUUGAAGGGCUUCUCUUUGACGGGUAGCUUUAGAAUCACACUUUGCUGCUGCAAAUUCCAUCAGAAUAAUUGAAAAUGCAGAGAUAAAAAUGACACAUGAGAGGCCUCUUUUGCUUUUCUUCUUGUAAAGAUCUGCUAUGCUUUUUCAUCCAUAUGGCCUCCAUAAUUCAAUUUCUUUCCCGGGUUUUGCUGGUUUCACUACUCUCUGCAGAUUUUGGCCAGCUUCCCAGAGAAGGGGCUAAAAUGGACAGUUCGUUCGAGAAGUCCGAUCUGGGUUUUCAACCCUCACCUUCUUCAGUGGAUCAAACUGAUCAUUCCCCCACGGGAGCAACUAGCAGUUCUAUGAUGAGCACAGAUUCUUUCGCAUACUGUCGAACCAGCUCAGAGAUCUCCGCCUUCUCUGAUCCUACAGAUGACAGUAGCUUCUCAGAAACCCCAAUUCCCAGCUGGUUUCUGGGAAAAUCUUCUAACUUUGGCAGAUUUGGAAUGAGGCAGCAGAAGGAAGUCCUGGACAACAAGGCUGAAGAUCACGAGCCAGUCGAUAUGGCGCUUGAACUGAUGAAGGAGAGGUUUUCCAAGCUUUUGCUGGGUGAAGAUAUGUCUGGAAGUGGAAAAGGAGUUUGCACCGCAGUCACAAUCUCCAAUGCCAUAACCAACCUCUAUGCUUCUGUAUUUGGCCAACAUCUGAGAUUAGAGCCACUAAAUCCUGACAAGAAGUUGAUGUGGAAGAGAGAAAUGAACUGCCUCCUCUCAGUAUGUGAUUACAUAUUUGAAUUCAUCCCCACAUCACAGAGUCUGAAGGAUGGAACAGAAGUUGAGGUGAUGGCAAACAGACCAAGAUCAGACAUCUUCAUCAACCUUCCGGCACUGCGGAAACUCGACUUGAUGCUCUUAGACAUAUUGGACAGCUUCCAGGAGACAGAAUUCUGGUAUGCAGAGCAGGGGAGCAUGUCGGGCAAUUCGACGCGUUCUGGCUCCUUCCGGAGGAUCAUUCAGCCUCAGAGCAAGGGGGAGAAGUGGUGGCUGCCGGUUCCCUGUGUUCCCCCCUGUGGCCUCUCCGAGCAGUGGAGGAAGCACCUGCGACACAAGCGCGACUGCGCUAAUCAAAUCCACAAAGCAGCCAUGACCAUUAAUGGCACCAUCCUGGCUGAAAUGGAAGUUCCCGACUCUUACAUAGCAUCACUUCCCAAGUGUGGAAAAGCGAGCGUUGGCGACACAAUCUAUCGUUAUAUGUGCAGUGCAGAUAAGUUUUCGCCUGACCAUCUCCUCGACUACCUGAACAUAAGCUCUGAGCACGAGGCACUCGAGCUUGCAGACAAAGUCGAGGCAUCGAUGUAUAUAUGGAGGCGUAAAGCCUGCAUGAGCCACUCAAAAUCAUCGUGGGACAUGGUGAAAGACUUCAUGUCAGAAAUAGAUCGGACUGACAAGAACCGGGUGCUGGCAGAGAGAGCAGAGAUCUUGCUAUUCUGCUUGAAGCAGAGGUACCCUGAGCUUGCACAGACAAGCCUUGACACGUGCAAGAUACAAUACAACAGGGAUUUGGGGCAGGCAAUCCUAGAGAGCUACUCAAGGGUGCUGGAAGGGCUGGCUUUCAACACUGUUGCUUGGAUUGAUGAUGUGCUGUUUGUUGACAAAACCACAAAGAGGCAACAAGAUCAAUAGAAACUGCAAGAAAGAAUCAAGUUUCAAGUUUCAACCUCAGGCAGCCACGCAGGCAGCUAAAUUGCUCAAUGUAAAUUUUAGCAGCAGCCAGUAUUAGGCCCCGGAUUCAGAAGUUUCAGAGAAGCCAAAAACCGCAGUAAACUUUAAUAUGCAUAUAUGCAAUUUUGUUGAUGCAGUAGUCUUAGGAUUUGGGAUUCUUGCAACUUAUGCUCUUUUUCUGGUUGUAUAGUAACUAGUAAGCAAUAAACAUUCCAGAUAAAGAAUGACGCUUGUGUUAGAUAAUAGUCUAUCUUGUCAAAUUAAACAAUAUGAAUUCUUGAUAAACAAACCAAAAAACUAAAUUAUGUAGCCAAUUAUGUAUACUGAGAUUAAAAGUUAAUGAGUUAUUGUUUAUGAUAACAGUA
Diospyros lotus (date-plum) is the source of this 2116-nucleotide messenger RNA. Its product is annotated as rop guanine nucleotide exchange factor 3-like. Bases 147 to 1712 code for a protein of 521 amino acids. The record is from RefSeq and is a predicted model, not a curated record. Gene Ontology annotation, molecular function: guanyl-nucleotide exchange factor activity. NCBI's taxonomy places the organism in Eukaryota, Viridiplantae, Streptophyta, Magnoliopsida, Ericales, Ebenaceae. The transcript has 8 exons.